Salvia hispanica is the source of this 1448-nucleotide messenger RNA. Lineage: Eukaryota; Viridiplantae; Streptophyta; Magnoliopsida; Lamiales; Lamiaceae. The record is from RefSeq and is a predicted model, not a curated record.
CCUCUACACUCUCCCCCAAUAUACCAAUACCAAAACCUCAGCUCUCUAUCUUUACUCUCUCUGCCCCCUCUCUAAAUCUCCAUCUCUGGAAGCAUCCGUCUCUAUCCAUGUCUGAGGCUGUAAAAACCCCUACGCUGGAUAAAGAAGUGUUGGCAUCUUACUCUCUGCCCUCAGAAGAGAAGUCUGAUGCAGCAGCUAGCAAAGCUCCUGGUGAGCCAGCUUCUUCAGAAGCAUCACCUAGACAAAAAAGCACAACCCCUGCAAUCCCAUCUCCAGUUGCCGGAAUGCCAGGGCCCUUUGACUUCUCAGCUAUGUCAGGACUGCUAAAUGACCCAAGCAUUAAGGAAUUAGCGGAACAAAUAGCAAAGGAUCCUUCAUUUAAUCAGAUGGCAGAACAACUUCAGAAAACCUUUCAAGGUGCUCCUGCAGUUGAAGAGAGUGUUCCCAACUUUGAUCCACAACAAUAUUAUUCGACGAUGCAACAAGUAAUGCAAAAUCCACAAUUCAUGACAAUGGCUGAAAAACUGGGUAAUGCAUUGAUGCAGGACCCAGCCAUGUCCGGCAUGCUUGAGAGUUUUACUAACCCAACAAAUAAAGCCCAGCUUGAAGAGAGAAUGACUAAAAUCAAAGAUGAUCCAUCGUUGAAGCCUAUUUUGGCUGAGAUUGAGAAUGGCGGUCCUGCUGCUAUGAUGAGGUACUGGAAUGACAAAGAUGUUCUCCAAAAGUUGGGUGAAGCCAUGGGAUUUGCUGUUGGUGAAGGUGGUGCAUCUGGUGUUGAUGCUUCUGCUGAAGAAGAGGAGGAAGGAAAUGAUGAGGAAUCUAUAGUUCACCAAACUGCCAGUGUUGGCGAUGUGGAGGGCCUGAAGAAUGCUCUGGCUGAUGGUGCUGAUAAGGAUGAAGAAGAUUCGGAGGGAAGGACGGCAUUGCAUUUUGCAUGUGGAUAUGGAGAGAUCAAAUGCGCCCAACUUCUUCUGGAGGCAAAUGCAAAGGUGGAUGCCUUGGAUAAGAACAAGAACACUCCUCUUCAUUAUGCUGCCGGUUAUGGCAGAAAGGAGUGUGUGGAGCUUCUAUUGAAGAAUGGCGCUGCAGUCACGCUCCAAAACCUGGAUGGUAAGACCCCAAUUGAAGUUGCUAAAUUAAAUAACCAGAAUGAGGUGCUAGCCUUGCUCGAGAAAGAUGCAUUUCUAUAAGCCGAGAUGCAUGGACGCUGUUCUGCAUGCUCUCGUGCAUUAUGUUUGAGUCUAGGAGCUGGAGUGCGACCUUCCAGAUUUGGCGUGCUACUCAGUUUGUAUUUGGUGACAUAUCUUCAUCAAUAUUUCUAGCUUCUUUUAUUUAUUUGUAUGAAACUGUUCCUUUUCCAGAGUUGAUACUCACUGCGCCAUUUCAAGCGGUGAUAUUAGAUGCUGCUAUGAUUCCUGCUUAAACUAACGUUGAAAUUUUUUGCUGUU